GGAAAGUGCCUGUAUGCAUUCCGCUGUGGGUGAGAUGACGGUACGAUCAUCAGACUGUGACUAAACAUUUUAUAGCACAGGAACAACGGUCUAUCAUUUCAUCAGGCAAUUUGUCUUCGGCAAUUCAGAGACUGGUAACAAGUCUACAAGGACCAUACCUAUUGUCAGAUGCCAGUGGUUGACAAAUUAAAAGUUCUCAUGCGCAUGCGUGCAGAUAACGCCCAGGCUGGUCUGGAUCAUCGUUACCAUUAUAAAAUGUAUCAUCAAGUUGUUGCACACUUUAAACUUCAUCGUCUCGUCGUCAUCGUCGUUUCGUUUUGGAGCAACCACUGGACUGAAAACCAAAAUUAGCUUUCGUACUUCGUGCACUUCCACAUUUGAAAACAAUGAAGACCUUCAUUUUCAGCGUGAUUUUGGUGUCAGUGUUGUCCACAUAUGACGCUGAUGGACGAUGCUACGACUGUACUCUCACCAGUAUUGGUGAUAUACAAGAAGGACAACAAAGUUGUGGGAAUCCGUUCGACGGCUGGGGGAUCCAGACUGUACCAUGUACAGGACCUUGCAAAACAAUCUAUUCGGAAAUCCAAGAAGAUGCAGACGUACCUCCGAUAACAGUAACGAUUCGAUCUUGUCACGACGAAGAUUUGGAAGGUGUACCCUGCGUUGACUUGGAUAAUUUUGAAUGGGAGGGUAUGACCUUGAGUCAAAGCUGCUGCCUUGGUGAACUGUGUAACGAUAAUGAGUUGGGCGGUGAUUGUGGUGAUGAGGCAAGUGGUGAAUGGGGUUAUGGGGACAGUGUAGAUUCAGAGACGGGUAGUGACUGGCCUGGUGAUGAACACACUGCUAUGAUGAUGUCGAUACAAAUGAAGGUGAAAUGCCAACUCGCUGGGUACUCUGACCCACUUCAGUGCACCUUUGCGUCUGAUUAAAUUCAUCAUGACCCACGUAAUCUUCAGGUCGCUGUUUACCUUGGUAGAUGUAGAGGCAUAAUAGAUAUCCUGUAAUGUCUCAGUUUUGUAUGCAUUGCAUGUGUCAGAUCGCUAGAAGGACCUGGAGCCAAUUUCAUAACGCAUGAUGGUGCUCGAUGGGCCAAAUUGACCGUGUUUCAUUUUUCAUAGUAAAGACGGAUAAGAAACCGCUGAAAGUGAGGCGAUGUUCACCGUUAAACACGUGGCCUUGUGAUGCGUUGUCUGUGCGUGGCAUUGCGCUCUGGCUGUCUCUCAUGCUAUUCAGACAGGCCUGAAGUUAGACGCUUUUUCUUUAGUCUUAAAUUCAGAGAUUUCAAUAAUAUGGCAAUGCAAGUUAGAUGCAGAUACGCAUGUCUGUUUUAGUGCUACUUUUCAAUGGAUAUUAUGGAUUCUGCUCGAUGGACGAGGAUUACUAAACAAAAUGGAACAUUAAGGGACUCUUCAAAUCAAAAAGCGAACAAUUCGGGAUUUAUAGCACAGUCCCGGUUUUGCAUUUACUCCAAAUGUCUAAUGACAUCUGAUAUUUAUGCCAAUACUCAUACCUAAAUAUCCUCAAAAAGAGAAAAAAAUGGUCUAUUUGAAAUUAAAUUGACAUGAGAUUAAAUGUGAUUAUUGAUACAUUUUUGGCUAGUGAAAUUACCUCGCCACACACCCUCAGUGUUUUACAAAACGCUCGUUUUUUUAGGUCUUAGAGGUUUUGGUUUGCAUGUCAACUUCGGGAAAAAAUAUAAUUCCUAUAACCCAAUCAAUCGAUUCGAACACAAUUGUGUAGCCUCUUCGUUUAUGCUUUUGGAAUGAGAGAGUUAGUAAUGAUUAGUAUUUUUUAAUUUAAUUUGAUCUUUUUACUUAUUAUUUCUUUGGUUUGAAAACCUCCACGCAAUAUUUUGAACAUAAUGUGACAGAAAAAAAUGUUUGGUAGCAGCUAUGAGCCUUAGCUGUAAGUCCCCCAAAAGUCUCCGUUUCUGGUCAGCGAGCGCGUCGCCGUAGACCUGCGCUCGACAAAAUAAAAAAACAAUUAUUUGGUAUAAUAUGAUAUCCAACUCUGCCAGACGUGCUUGAUCGACUGAAUCCAGCUUCACUGUGUAAUUUUAACGUGCUUUAAAUGGGGUACAGUUGAGUAUUAUGUACAGUGAGGAAGUCGUCAGAUCUGGGACCCCACACAUUUAGUCGGGUAUUCUUUUUCAGAUGGCGCCAUUCCUGUAUCACGACAAGCACGUUUACAUGAACAUUAUUUUUAAAAAAGAAAAAAUGACGGGAAAAAAGCCACGUCACCACCCCACUUUUAGAACCAGCUCCUGACCAGAAACCAGAGAUCUUUUCUGAUCUAAAACAAGUGUUUGUUGCAGCCAAUACUCAGUAAUGUCCAUAGCACAAUUCAAGUAUUGGGACCGGGCUAGAAACACUUUUGCCCAAUUAUUGCCUCGUGACAGAGCUGUAUAUCUAGACAACUUUGCCAACGUCAAACUUUGGAGCCAAAAUGGCUGUUCAUUAUGCGUGCAGUACAACAUGCAGCCAUCGUUUCCUAGUUGUCCAUGUGCAUUUGACGCAAUAACCACCCAUUUUGGUUCCAACAAUUUAGACGCUCACUUCGAAAUUCUCUCUGUAUAACAGCUCAAUCUCGUGUCGCACUGCAGCGCCCUCCCUGGUGACUAGCUAUUGUAUCGGAACUAAAGCAUUUUGAUUUGCGUGAUUAUUGAUACUUCCCUGCAAAUAUUGCGCUAUAACAAAUUAUGUACGCCUUUUCAACUAUAUAAUAUUCGAUUAAAAAUGAUUAAUUGAAAGUGUACCUUA
Acanthaster planci (crown-of-thorns starfish) is the source of this 2759-nucleotide messenger RNA. RefSeq lists its product as uncharacterized. NCBI's taxonomy places the organism in Eukaryota, Metazoa, Echinodermata, Asteroidea, Valvatida, Acanthasteridae. The record is from RefSeq and is a predicted model, not a curated record.